Volvox carteri f. nagariensis is the source of this 765-nucleotide messenger RNA. RefSeq names its product SEC61-beta subunit (gene sec61B). NCBI's taxonomy places the organism in Eukaryota, Viridiplantae, Chlorophyta, Chlorophyceae, Chlamydomonadales, Volvocaceae. The record is from RefSeq and is a predicted model, not a curated record. The coding region runs from base 80 to 355 and encodes 91 amino acids. The transcript has 4 exons. Gene Ontology annotation, biological process: intracellular protein transport. Gene Ontology annotation, cellular component: Sec61 translocon complex.
CCUAAAAGCAAUCCUAUAACCUUAUUGUUAACAAGGUGCUGUGCUCAUAUACGCGUGAAAGGAAGAGAUCUUGCCAAGAAUGCCGUCACAAAGCCAAUCUAGCACUCUCGUCGCGCGCGGAGGACGCAGUGGUGUUGGGGCGCCAUCUGGAGCUACUGGGAACGUGCUUCGGCGGCGACCAGGCCGCGUGGGCGGCAGCGGUGGUAGCAGCAAGGCGCAGCAGAAUACAAUGAACUUCUACACGGAUGACUCGCCGGGCUGGAAGAUGUCGCCGGUCGUUGUCAUUACUAUGAGCCUUGGCUUCAUUGCCUUCGUGACGAUUCUUCACGUGGCUGGGAAGUUCCAGCGGGCGUAAUCACGAGAGCAGCUGGAUGACAACGUACGAGGCUGACUUUAACUGACCGAUAGGGGACUGUUGAUGCUGCAUCGGGGCUUAAUCCAGGAUACUGGUGACUAUUACUUGACAUAGCUAGGUAGCAUAGGGAGUGCACUCCGCGCUUCUGUUGCACAAUACGUUACAUAGAGCGAAGGCGUUGGCAAAGUGGGUAUGCACCGAGCGACUUUUGGAGCAGUGUCUGCCUGGGAAUAACCCGAGUCGUAUCGGAUAAUUACUGCUGCAGGAGCAGGAGGAAAGAUGCUGUCAUUGCAAACCGUCAUUGCAAGCCGUACAAGGUAGUUUGACCGAAUGAUGAUGUAAUAUUGCAUGUUAUGAAGUCGUGUGCGAUAACACCACUUCAUGUGAUUAUGACUUGCGACUGUUACACG